Messenger RNA from Juglans microcarpa x Juglans regia, 2129 nucleotides. Its product is annotated as putative zinc finger protein At1g68190. NCBI's taxonomy places the organism in Eukaryota, Viridiplantae, Streptophyta, Magnoliopsida, Fagales, Juglandaceae. Bases 329 to 1876 code for a protein of 515 amino acids. The record is from RefSeq and is a predicted model, not a curated record. Gene Ontology annotation, molecular function: protein binding; zinc ion binding. The transcript is spliced from 5 exons.
GAUCUGUUCAUCAACACAACCUGGAUUUUUCGACAGAAGGUUUUAGAUGUGGAACUUAAUAAGGUGUAUGAUUUAUUUUUUUACUCUUUUUUUUCCCUUGUUUUAACGUUUCGAUACUCCAUUUUGUGCCGCUGGUUCUGUUCUAAGAAUUUUGAAGUAUGGGGGUAUAAUACUCGUGAUAAUAAUUGACAUCAACUUAUUUAAUGCUAAAGGUAUCAGAGCUCAUAAAAAGGUUAGCGAGUUGAUAUCCUUAUUCAUUGAAACUCAAUCGGGAAACUUCAACUUAUAAGGUUUUGGAGUCUGGUAGUUCUGUAUGACUGCAGAGUAAAUGAUGGAGAAAAUUUGUGAAUUCUGCACAGAACUGAGGCCAGUGGUUUACUGUAAGGCUGACACAGCACAUCUUUGCCUUUCUUGUGAUGCCAAAGUCCAUUCGGCCAAUGCACUUUCUAGCCGACAUCUGCGAAAAGUCUUGUGUGACUUGUGCAGAUACCGCCCAGCUUAUGUUUGGUGUACAGAUCACCAAAUGUUCAUGUGUCACAGCUGUGACCGAAGCCUGCAUGACAGCUCUUCCCAGCAUCAGAAAAAGGGAACCAGGAGUUACAUGGGAUGCCCUUCUGCUAAAGAUUUUGCAGCAUUGUGGGGUUUUGAACUGAAUGACGGCAACGAUAGUACUCGUUGCGAUCAGCUUGUGUCCACUUCUUGUGGUUCUGGGGAUUCCAGUGUUGUAGAUUUUGACGUUCCAAGACAACCUUUCUCACAAAUUGGAGGCUCUUCAGUGUCAUCUAGAGUGAAUUGUGCAACUCCAGUCUCCAAUGCUGGAUCUGAAGUGGGAUCAAGCAGUCAACAAAGUAAGAUUAAACAGCACCCCACUAGCCAUCUUCUCCAACAGAUUCUUGACUUGGAAAGGCUUCAGCUCACUGACAGUUCUGACCAUUUACCUCUGGUACGUGGUCAAGAACAAACGGAAAUAUCUUCUUCAAUACAUUAUACUUCAGUGAAGUUUGAUGAAAAUCUUGAUCAGCAUUUACAGCAGUCCCAGGAUCUUAGUAGUGAUAUUCAGCAAAGGAUCAAUUCACAGCAGGAUCUGAAAGAGAACGUUUUAUCAUUCACAUUUCCUCAACAGGAGCAUUUAUCUUCAUUGUCGAUUACUAGCCUUCCUUUGAACGGAGAAUCCUUCUGGCAAUGGAAAAGUCCAGUUCAAACUAGUCAGUUGUGGUCUCAAAAUAUGCAAGACGUAGGGGUUUGUGAAGAACUACUUUGCGAUGAUGAUUUCAACAUACCUGAUGUUGAUUUAACAUUUCAAGGUUUUGAAGAACUAUUUGGAGGCGAUCAAGAUCCAAUCAAUGCUCUGCUUCAUGAUAAUGUCUCAUGCUCCUCCAUAGAGAAGGAUGUGUCCCAUAAUACAUCAGAUAAUGGUCAUAGGAGAACCAUGGAGGAUGCCUCAGUAGGUUCUUCCAUUUACAUCACUCCCUCAGCUCAGAUGGGCAAGGACAUAGGUCCUUCUGACCAAGUUUUUAACCUUCCAGGAAGCGCUGAUUGUCCUCGCCCGAUUCGAUCAUCUUAUUCAACUUUGUCAUUUUCUGUCUCAAGGUUCAGUGCCGAGAGCAGUGGUACUGAUUGUCUCGAUAGUGGACUUUCUCCUUAUAUUAUAGGAGAACCUUCUCACAAUUCACCUAACCUUGAGGGUGCACAUUUGGACGCCAGAGAGAUUGCCAAGAUGAGGUACAAGGAGAAGAAGAAGUCUCGACUGCAUGAAAACAAAAUUCGAUAUCCCUCUCGCAAAGCUAGAGCUGAUAUUCGGAAGCGGGUAAAAGGAAGAUUUGUAAGGACGGAGAACUAUGACUCCAAUACCGUUGACGUGACACAAAGCUAUUAGCUUUGCAUCUUGGUCUUAUACAUAUAUUUCAUUUCUAGCAGAGGUAAAAUUUUUGAAGCUUUGUAUUUAUAUAAGUAGUUUAUGAGGCUUAGAGAAGAAAUUAUGGGAAAAUCAUUUCCCUGAACUUUAGUUGAUCAGGGUCAUUGUAUAAGUUUCUACAGAUCUAAACUCUGUUUUCCUUUCAAACUGUUUCUUGUCCUGAAAACUGUGAGCUGUCACUUAGGUAUUAUGCGAAGAAAAAUGAAGGUCUUCA